UAUUACUGUUAGACAAUGCACACUGCUCACACACGCACACAUACACGCACACGCACUACUCGCGUUGAACUCGAACGAACUAGACAGUGCGCCGAAAUUGAAACAAUCAAACUUUAAAUGUCUGAGUUUAUCUGCGUGUUUAUAGAGCUGCGUGUUCUUUCUAAUUUCUCUUUCUGUAAUCUGCCACUUGGUUUGUUUUUCAAGAGGAUUUCUGUGUAUAUUUGCAAACCUAAGGACUUGUUACUGAUAGGACUUUACUGAACUCAAAAUGUCAAUUUUGCCUUUCACUCCCCCCAUUGUGAAAAGGCUUUUGGGUUGGAAAAAGGGAGAACAAAAUGGUCAGGAUGAGAAGUGGUGUGAGAAAGCAGUGAAGAGUCUGGUAAAGAAAUUGAAGAAAACGGGCCAACUGGAUGAAUUGGAGAAAGCCAUCACUACUCAGAAUAUCAACACGAAAUGCAUCACCAUACCGAGGUCUCUGGACGGCCGUCUCCAGGUGUCCCACAGGAAGGGGCUGCCCCACGUCAUCUACUGUCGCCUGUGGCGCUGGCCAGACCUGCAGUCCCACCAUGAGCUGCGGGCGGUGGAGCUCUGUGAGUACGCGUUUCACAUGAAGAAGGACGAGGUGUGUGUCAACCCCUACCACUACCAGCGGGUGGAGACGCCAGUACUGCCUCCAGUGCUUGUGCCCAGACACUUGGAGAUCCCAAGUGAGUACCCACCACUGGAUGACUACAGCCACUCCAUCCCAGAGAAUACUAACUUUCCUGCCGGCAUCGAGCCCCAAAGCAACUACAUACCAGAGACACCACCGCCAGGCUAUCUCAGUGAGGAUGGGGAGACCAGUGAUCACCAGAUGAACCACAGCAUGGACACAGGCUCCCCCAACCUGUCACCAAAUCCUGUCUCUCCCACACACAGCAACCUUGACCUGCAGCCGGUGACGUACUGUGAGCCGGCCUUCUGGUGCUCCAUCUCCUACUACGAGCUCAACCAGCGUGUGGGCGAGACCUUCCACGCCUCUCAGCCCUCCAUGACAGUGGAUGGCUUCACAGACCCUUCCAACUCUGAGCGUUUCUGCCUCGGCCUGUUAUCUAACGUCAACCGCAACGCCGCUGUGGAACUCACACGCCGUCACAUUGGCAGGGGUGUGCGUUUGUACUACAUCGGAGGAGAGGUUUUUGCCGAGUGUCUCAGCGACAGCGCCAUAUUUGUCCAGAGUCCCAACUGUAACCAGCGCUACGGCUGGCAUCCCGCUACCGUCUGCAAGAUCCCACCUGGUUGCAACCUGAAGAUUUUCAACAACCAGGAGUUUGCAGCUCUCUUGGCCCAAUCAGUCAACCAGGGCUUUGAGGCUGUCUACCAGCUGACCCGCAUGUGCACCAUACGCAUGAGCUUUGUCAAGGGCUGGGGAGCAGAGUACAGGAGACAGACGGUGACCAGCACCCCUUGCUGGAUUGAGCUGCACCUCAACGGGCCCCUGCAGUGGCUGGACAAGGUGCUCACACAGAUGGGCUCCCCCAGCAUCCGCUGCUCAAGUGUGUCGUAAAAGCCCACCCCUUCCUCUCAACCCCACGUCACAGCAUCCAUCAGUAAGCCAAUACACAAACUGGGAAACCUGUUCAUGCACCCCCUGUUCAUGCCCCCCCGUCCCUCACACACACACCUCAUCGUUAUUGGUAGGCCUUUUUAAUACGCUGGCACAUUGGUGGUGAAAAGGGGUGAGUGCAUUAAACAGUACCGUUGAAGUAUUGUCUCCAUAAUAUGUCCAUAUUUUUUAUGUUUUAUGUACAAAAAACACUUUUUACAUCUAGUGCCAAACUUGCUAUAGCAUGUGUGGUCGAAUUUCUUUUCAAGUACAUUCUAGAAUGUAUUUUUGAAGAUUAUUUUUCUGUCUUUCCUUAAACUCUCAUGUUGUAGGACGUAAUGACUAAUGUAGAUGUUCCAAAAUAUGUACAGAUGGCAUGAUUAGGCACACACAAAAUUACAUUUUGAACACACUUAAAAGGUGUGAAUCUAUUCAAAAUGUCCAUAUUUGAGGUUGGUUAUAAAUGUCUCCUGUAGUGCACGAGGGAAAUGUAUGUAUGUGUGUGCUUUAAGGCACCUGUAUUAUACUCCUACUGAAAUUUUAAUGGUUAUUUUUAUCACAAGAAUGCUCUUAUAUAAUGGCCCUAGAAGUCCCUUUUUUCAUCAGUGUAAAGAACACUUUAUGAAAGUAUAAAGAUCAUUUGAUGUGCAAGGAAAUGAGUGGUUCAGCCCAAAUGUAUUUUGUUUUAUGUAAAAUUAAAAAAAGACACUGCAACAAUACAGUACAAACAGACUUUCCACAUGCAGGUCUGCAGGUAACAAUUUACACAAACACAGACAGAAAAGAAAAGAAACAUGAAAACAUAAGCAACACAACAGCAUGAUACGUCCCAGAAUCUCCCCUCCCAACACACAUGAAGGGUUCUAGUGCAUCUUGCUGUCUAAUGAUCCCUACCAAAUCAUUCUCUGAAGAAGCUACCCCACAUUUCAGUAAAUUUGGACACAGAAUCGUUCAGUUUACCUAACAUUAACAUACAUACAUUAAUUAUGUAUGUAUGUAUGUAUGUAUGUAUGUAUGUAUGUAUGUAUGUAUGUAUGUAUGUAAAUCCAGUUCUUAUAACUAGGUAUGGUUGUAUGUUUCCAGUUCCUUAGUAUAAUCCUGACUGCGUUACGGAAACCUGCAAGGACUAAUCCAAACUGUGCCGUAAGUUCAGCUGGUAGAACAGAUUUGUCUCCCAGAAAGCAGAAUUGUGCCGAGCUUGGCAGCUGAUCCAGCUUCUUAAACCACUCGGGUCCAACAUGGGGAAAACAACGGGACAGUCCCACAUCAGAUGUAGAAAAGUAUGCAGAGAACUCUUACAUUUCCACUCAUUGCUUUGAAUUAGACCAGACUUUAAAUCUGACUGGAGUCCAAUAAUAUCAAAGAAUUUAUGUAACUAAUACAUCACAUCUUUAUAUCUCUUACUGGCAAACUCAUGUUAGGGACAGUUUUCUUGUUAAAGCUCAAUGUUGAGCUCCUUUCGCCAUAUUAUCCUCAAAUUCAAUGUUUUACCAUACAGAGCAUGUGUUGCCAUUUUAUCAAAUACAGAGGAUAAUGGUAACCUUUAAAAAUCUACGUGAUUGGUGGUAUUUUCAAAAGUCCCCUUUAUCAAUUAAAAAAUAUUUAAUUUUACUCCUGAUAGGAGUUAAACACUCCAUUCCCAAAUAGUUCAGCAAUUGUGGCUAAACCCUUAGUGUGCCAUACCCUCCAACAUUAUCACUCAUCAAGCGCUCUCCAAAUUGUCCCCCCAAGUCCCGUCAAGUAGCAUAUACUGUACUGGGUGCCAUGUCUUAGUUGGUUUGUCACCAGUACCUUGGGUGGGUUCCCUGAAUACCUAGAAGUCGGUCAGUGUUUGGCCUAAUCCAUCUUGUUGGAAACAGCCCAGCACUCCAGAUCAUUCCUCUGAUCCCAGUUGAUUAGGACUGUGGAUUUGAACCUUGGUCCAGAUGUCUCUCGAAACAGGGUAUGAUUUCUACGUGUAUUACGGUUCAUCCACUUGGACAUGUUGCUUUGCUCUAAGUGAUUUUAGAUUCUGUGUUUAUGAAUGACAAAAUGAACAAGGGGAAACACAAAUGUAGGUCUGUAAUGACUUCCCAGUGGUUAUGAUGGUUAUACGUUGAAACACUUUGUUGCUCAGUUACACCGUAAUUCCUAGUCAGUUGUUAUCAUUGUAAGUUUAUAACUUUGUUAAACACCAGUGAAUGCUGUCCUGUGUACAGUUUUUACACGAGAAUAUAGUAGUGAAUGUUUUCGUUUUAGUGCCACGUGUCCAAGCGAAUCCAUCAUCACACUGUAAUAAUAAUCUCUCUUAUAUAGCUAGACUAAGGAUGCCAUAAACUCCAAUUCAGUGCCAAAUGGAAGAAAAGCAUAGCUCUGAUCUGAUUUAGUGCACAGUUGGUUCUAGCAGAUGUAGCAGAGGAUUAUUGGGCCACGUCACACAAUUACAUCAUUCUUCUAAAAUGACAAUACAAAUGUUGAAAACUAUGGCACCUCAGCAGCCAGCAUAGUUGACAAAGUGAACUUUCCGUACAAGGAAAAAGAAAGGCCUGUUUGUAAACAAUGCAUACAAUUAUGCAAUUUGAGGCUAGUCUGAAAGCCUGUACAGACCGCAGUUUUGUAUUUGCAUAUGGUAUUUUGCUUUCUGUACACUACUUGAGUAUGAAUAUUUCAAAACUGUUUACCAAUUUCCUACAUUUUAUGUUUUCAGAUCAAUUCAUUGAUUUGUCUGAUAGUAUCUAGAGAAGCAAAAAGUAUUGUUCCUCUGCCUUGCUACUGAAGCAGGUAUAAAUAAUUAACGUGUGAUUUACAGAAGUUUAGACUUCUGCUAUUGUGACAUCCCCAAUUUACAUCCACAUUUAACAGAGCCAGAUGUUUAACUAUUCAUUAGCAUAGACCAUGGAAGUGCACAAGCAUGCACAUUCUAAAGUGUUCAACCUCGUUGGUCUUAGGGACCUUGUCUAUUAUGGUUUCUCAUUGACUUGAUCCUCUUUGGACCACCUCAAUGUUUUAAAUUAUAAACAAACUGAUACAAAUGCAUGUUUUCUCUUUGUACUGGAUCUGUUUUGCUAUCAAGUAUUUUUUUAAACUUUUGUGCAUUUUUGCAUUCUUGUCAGCAUUGCAAUUGAGACAAAAACUGCUGGCAGGGUCUGUGAAUGCUGUCCUUGUAUUUUUGUACCAGAAAGGAAAGUGUUUUGGGGAAAACAGAGUUUAUUUUAGAAACGGAAAUUGUUGGGAUUUGUAGAUACACAAUAGAACCAAGUUUUCUCAGUCUGUGGGACCUUAUAUAGUGUGCCCUCUUUAAGGAGUAGGGAUGAAAAUGUGUUUGUGUAUGCACCUGCCUGUGUAGGCAGUUGUGUGUUUGUUCAUGUAUCUUCAUGACUUAUGCCCCUUAUGCUCUUUAUGGUUUUGGGCAAAAGGAGAAAAGAAGGGAAAUCAUGCAUGCUGACAUGCUGUGUGAUCUACGACAGUUGCAUGCUUACAUUACAGGCCCCUCUAUAUAACAUACUGUAUAAAUUGUUCCUUGAAUGGAAUUAUGUCUGAGUGCUUGCAUUGCUCCUCACUAUGUCUAAAACAGUACUGUACAUCGGCAUAUUUAGGAAAGCAGGUGCUAGGGAAUAUGGCUAGCAAUAGAUCAAAUGUGCAUUCUCAAGUGUCUUACCUCUUACUAGCCCAAUGGUGCUACUUUUUUACAUGCAAAACCUAGGAAGUGUGUGUAAAGAUAGGUGAAAAAGCAUAUACAAUCUAGAGUUUCAGGAGAUGAGGCAAGGCUGUCCAUUGUUCCCUAAUUUUUCACCUCUUGCCAAAUAUUGUCAAAAAGCUAGUGUCCUAAACAGUUUCAGAUGAGGUAGUAUCUACUGAUCUGAGAUUAGAUUUCUAGAAAAGGGUAAACAUUUAUGUCAAGCAAUUGGCAAUUAAAAAAGCCAUAACGAAUACGUUUCCUCAGUAGGGAACACGUCUUCUGGAUGAUCUUCAACUGAUAGUGCUUCUUCUGUUCUCUCUCUAUUUUCCUGUUACUGUACAUAUGUGUUGUUUGUUUGCUCUGAAUUGUUUUAGAUGUUUUAUUUGUAUAAAGAUAUACCCCUGUUUUUUCUCUUUAAAAACUGUCAAAAAAUAAAUUGCUAUUUGUU
This is a messenger RNA of Osmerus eperlanus (European smelt), 5691 nucleotides long. Its product is annotated as mothers against decapentaplegic homolog 3. The coding region runs from base 269 to 1546 and encodes 425 amino acids. The record is from RefSeq and is a predicted model, not a curated record. Gene Ontology annotation, cellular component: heteromeric SMAD protein complex. NCBI's taxonomy places the organism in Eukaryota, Metazoa, Chordata, Actinopteri, Osmeriformes, Osmeridae. Gene Ontology annotation, molecular function: RNA polymerase II cis-regulatory region sequence-specific DNA binding; DNA-binding transcription factor activity, RNA polymerase II-specific; I-SMAD binding. The transcript is spliced from 8 exons. Gene Ontology annotation, biological process: positive regulation of transcription by RNA polymerase II; SMAD protein signal transduction; activin receptor signaling pathway.